ACUUCAAACCAGUUAUGUGCGAACUUCCUGUGCAGUUGUAGCCGGAACACCACAGCAAAUAAUUUUUUCCUCCCUUGUUUUAUGUUGACUCUCUACUAACACGAUAGACAUACUCUCUCUCAUAUUUUUAUGCCAUACGAAGGUAUCAACACGUCUAUUCCAGGACUCCAGCCAAGGAUCUCUGACAUCCACACAGAAAUGAGUGAGCAGGAUGUGACCUACUCAGAGCUGAAAUUUCAUAAUCCUAAUGAACAGCAAAGCAGACAGAGAGCUGAGAAGGCCAAGAAUGCAGAUUCUUCCUCUCUGUCUCCACACCUGCAGCUCAUUUUAGUGAUUCUUGGAAUCUUCUGCCUGGUUUUGUUGGUAACAAUAGGUGUCCUGGGUGCUAAGGUUCUCCAGAAUGAAAACCCCAACAAACAACAUGAAUUAUUGGAAAACCUCACCCAACUGCAGAAAACUCUGGAAAUCUGCCACCAGCAAAAAGAUGAUCUCCAAGCAAAGAACACAAACCUCACAAAUAUGGUGAACAUUAAAGUUCUGCAGAACAAAACCCUCAACAAGCAAUGUGAAAUUGUGGACAAUAUCACCCAACUGCAGAAAACACUGGAAAUCUGCCACCAGCAAAGAGAUGAUCUCCAAGCAAAGAACACAAACCUCACAGAUAUUGUGAACAUGAAAGGAGAUAAAUGCAGACCUUGCCCAGAGAGCUGGAUACAGCAUGGAGAGAAGUGUUACCAUUUUUCUAAGGAAAUGAAAACAUGGCACAAGAGUAGAGAAUACUGUUCUUCUUGGGGAUCCCUACUGCUUAAAAUAGAGAACAAGGAAGAGCUGGAUUUCAUAAAGUCUCAGGCCUCAUUUCACUGGAUUGGAUUAUCCCGUAUAGCAAUCGGUCAUGGCUGGGUGUGGCAGGAUGGCACAGCCCACUCCACUGUCCUUUUUCCAGUAAAGAUACAAGAGCCUGGAGAAAAAUGUGCACUUUUCAAAGCUGGGGAAGCCUUCUCCCAUAACUGUACAGGCCAAUAUCCCUAUAUUUGUGAAAAGAGGGCUACUCAGAAAAAGACGACUGAACUGGCACAAAGAAGAUUACAGUAUCCAUGGCAAUCGUAAUCGAUGACAUUCCAAAGGGAAAGAUAAUUCACCCCUUGAGUUUGCAGAGUUGCCAUUUUCAAUGAGGAGCAGCAACUUCUGAUGAUAAACAAUGUCCCUUUCAGAAAUUUUCACAGCCAACCAAAACACUCCUACCAUGCAUGCUGAUUUAUCAAACAUGGCUGGGAAUGGCAGAGUUUAUUUUAAAGGAUCAGUUAGUUCACCAUGAAGAUAAGAAACUGGAUUUAUUUUUAUAUUAUUGCAUCCCAUACUCCCUGUGUCAUAAAGUUCUGCAUUUGUAA
Molecule: messenger RNA, 1388 nt
Organism: Chelonia mydas (Green sea turtle)
Lineage: Eukaryota; Metazoa; Chordata; Testudines; Cheloniidae
Product: C-type lectin domain family 12 member B
Exons: 8
Coding region: 130-1107 (325 amino acids)
Biological process (GO): leukocyte cell-cell adhesion; inflammatory response; cell death
Cellular component (GO): signaling receptor complex; plasma membrane
Molecular function (GO): low-density lipoprotein particle receptor activity
Source: RefSeq, a predicted model, not a curated record